UCCGCUCUGCUCCCCAUCCCGGCCACACUCGAUUCGCAUCGCCGAUGGCCGCCGAUGCGGACGCCGCUUCCGUUCUUCUCGAGUCUCUUCAUGGCCUCGUCCGCGCUGGAAUCUACGAUCGGUUCGCCUCAUUCCUCCUCCCCUUCGGCGACUUCAUCCCUCUCCAUUCCCAAAACCCUAACGCGGCUGCACCCACGAAGGCCGGUGCCACCGCCGCCGCUCCCAAGAAGAGAGGCGGUAAGAAGAAAGCGUCAGAGCCCGACCCCAUGGCGAUCCGCCUCCUUGCGAAACGAUUCCUCCCCUUCCUCUGCCAAGCCCUCAAAAUCCUGCCAUCGUUACUCCGAAAGAGCCCCAAAACGCUAAGUUCUACUGUCGACGACCAGAUUGCGGCCGAGCUGCUCGGAGUGUACCGCCUUCUGUUCGACUGCUUGGCUUGCAUUGGUCCUUGCCUUGCCGGCAAAGCUUACUCAAUUCACCUCCAGAAAGGCCAUCUAGUCUUCUCGUUGGAAGCAUGGGAGAGGUACGCUGAAGCUGAAGAAGAAGCUUUAGCGCUUCUAGAGAACCUAAGGUCGGUUCUUGUUGAGGCUGCACCGGUUCCCAAGUCGCGCAAAGGAAAAUUUUCCAGUCCUGGUUGCUAUUUACCUGAUCCGGCCCUCGUUGGAACUGAUGAUCCGGAUGUCACCACACUGGUUAUCACAGUCAUUACCGUUCUUGUGGGCUCAUCGUACAAGAGUAAAAAUCUGAAGGAGGUGACAUAUGAUAGGAUUUUAGCCUUGAUUGAUCAAGUUCAGCCUUGGCUUCGGUUUUUAAAUCCAGAAGGACUCCGGAGAUUCCAGAAUUUGCUUGACAUUAUGUGCAGGUGUUCACUUUUUUUACUUGAAGAAUACAGACUCUUUAAAGGAGACAUGGUGCGUCAUUUCUGCCUGAGGACAUUGAAGGAAUGUGCAAAGUCUUCCCCGAUAGACCACUUUUAUAAAAGAAUGGGAAAAGUAUCUUCAUCUGUUGACUUGCAAUGGGAUGAUGGAAGCUCUCUUUUGCUCGAUAUUCUUAGAUUAGCAUUGCAAUCCAUUUUAUGCAGCUGCAAGGUUAAUUUACUGAAUGCUACAGAUGAGUUUCUUGAAUUUGUAUCACAUUUUGCUCGCCGAAUUUGCAUUUCCAAUUUAGAUAUGUGCAGAAGUGCUGCAGAAUUAUUAUGUCAAGGAGGUGGAGAUAUAUGUCAGGUGUCACUUCCUCUCACAUCAAUUUUAACUCUUUAUGCUAUUGGUUUGCACUUCAAGUUUAGUUGUAUUCAGGCUAAUCAAAGUGCAAAUGGAGUUGAUUUGCAAAACUUGUCUUUUAUAUUGGAAAAAUUAGCCAACUUUGAUAUUAUAAACCAUAAAGAUGGGAUGGACUUUAGUAGUGAGAUAGAAGACACAAGUAAUGGUUUUUUGUCUUCUUCAAAAUCUGGCCUGAGUAAUUCUUGUAUGCAAACACAUGGAAAAGUCUCAUUCAUUUCAUACAUUGAUGCUUUAGAGUUUCCUUGCAAGCAAAUGGUGGAAUUUGUGAGCAUAGUUUGGAAAAGAAUUGCUUCUGCACAAGAACCUCUUCUGGAUUCUGAUGGAUUAAAUUAUCUCCAGAAGGCAUUACAUCAAAUUUGUGAUUUGUUCCUUGAUUCUACUAGAUGCAGUGUCAUGUUUAAGAGCAUUGAACAGAGGUUAGUGGAAAGCCAAGGAACACUACUUCAAAUUGCAUUAUCAGCUUUCAAAAUCUCCCUUAUAGCUGACAAAAGUUACGAGAAAAGUCUACUAGUUAUAAAUGAUAUCAUUUCAAGUACAAGGAUAGAAAUGCAAGAGCUGAAGUUUCUUAUUUCAUCAAUAAAUAAUGUUGGAGCUGUAUGCUACAAUAGUGGAUUGUUGGAGAAGGUGACUGGAUUCCGGCGCGGUCGCAUCCGGAUUCCAGCCGUGAUCGCGCCGGAAUCCGGACGCGCCUUCGUCGGAAUCCUGACACGGGCACGUCCGGACACGAUCGUGACGGAGGCAAGUGCGGUCGCGAUGACGAUGGCGCCAUCGCGGCUGGAAUCCGGCGCCAUCGCGGCCGGAAUCCGGUCGCUGCCAGACUCCAUCCGAGCAUCUAAAGCAUUUCAGCUGUGCCUUGAAAUUAUAUGGAAAUAUGUGAGGUUUACUUGUAGUUUGCACUCGUUGAAUUCAAAGAAACUCCAUAGUGAUAAUAUUGAUGAAGAUGGUUAUAAAGAUGCCAUUAAUGAUGCAUUGGCACGUAUUUCGAAGAUAAUUGGAUUUCUUCAUAAAUAUGGUAGAGUAAACAUAAAAGGCAUUAUUGUUAAGAGUUUAUAUGAAUUCUCUGCUGCUGAUGAGGCUCUAAAUGACACUGGCUUAUCAAACUUGAUGCAUCAAUGGGUUAAGAUCCUUUGUGAAGAAUUUAAGGAGGUACAUGAAGUGGAUAACGCUCCAAUUCUCUAUUACUUGCUUCUCGACUGUGACUUGAAUUGGUCAAAGAAAAUAAUAGGCAAAAUCCUUGAACAGGAACUUAUUGCUUAUGAACUGUUCAAAUCUCACAAUCCAAAUCUGUGCCAAAAAAUGGAAUUGAAGAUUAUGGACCUUUUGUUGAAUUAUGUGUAUACAUCAAAAGAUUACAACUUGCAAAAAUCAAGAAUUCUAGUUAGGAAAGGAAAGGGUUUAAGAGCUCUUGGAACAGAAGGCAUAAACAAAUGUCUUGAAUGCCUUUCUGAAGCAGUGUCAUUACUUAGAUUCACAUAUGGUGAAGCUUCUCAAGUUGCUGCUUUAGUUGCUCAUCAGUUGGCUCUCACAUACCUCUUGUAUGCACAAUGUGCUCAGGAGGCCAAUCAAGACUCGGAUGUAAUUCUUGAUAAUGUUCAGUGUGCAUUGAGUUUGUGGUCGGGCAUCAAUAUUGAAGGUUCUCCUUCAACAGGCAACAAUUAUGAGUGUCCAUUAGCUGAUAGUUUACCUAUCUUAUGCUCUAUAGUUGAUUUGCUUUCAUUAAAGGGUUGCCUGAAAUUCCAAAUUGAGAUAUGCAAAUUGAUAAUCAAAUUCUGCUUGUCGAAGAAUGUACCAUUGGAGCAGUGUAUUACCAUGCUAUGGACUAACAGAAGGCUAAACCAUUCUCUUUGUCGCUGUCCAAUUCAUGAAGGGUUUGUUUUCAGUAUCUCAGAGAUGUAUGAUUCAAAUGCCAACUCUUUGGAUUAUUGGAUAAGUUGCAUGAAAGGUGAUCAGCCAACACUCUGCACAUUUCUGCAGAAGUUAUUGCCAACAGAUUCUCAUUUCUCUGAACCAAGAGGGAGUUCUAUCUCCAUGCCUUUUGGUGCUACAAUGAGCAUUCAAGAGGUUGAAAAGGUCGCAUCGUCUCUAAUCUCAAAGGUUCCUUUGACCAGUGAAUCUACUUUCAUGGCUUCAUAUCUUUACUAUGACUUGUCUGAAAGGCUUUUCUCCAAUGGAAGAUUCAUUCAGGCUCUUUUGUACGCGAGAAAGGCAUUAUGUCUGAGGGACAAAUUAUUUAGGAGGAAAUUUAUUUAUAAAGUUACUGAACAGUCUGCAAAAACCAAGCUUGAUCAAGCUACUCAGUCUACAAAUGAUCGUAUAUGCCUUGAGGCAGUGAGCAAUGCUAUUACAGAUGCUUGGCCGGGUGCUAAUAAGUCAGGCAAUUCAAUUGAUUCUUUUCAUAGUGUAUGGGGUGUUCUUAGGUGCUACCUUGAAAGCACAUUGCAGGUUGGCAUUAUCUGUGAAUCAACCGGAAAUGGUGCUGAGGCAGAACAUCUUUUUCGAAUAGGAAAAGAAAUAUCCUAUUUAAGGGGCUUCCCAGUCCUUGCAAUUACUUUCACAAUAUAUUUAGGUCAAUUAUACUGUAGGAAACAGUGCUGGGACAUGGCUGCAAAUGAGAUUAACUAUGCCAAAAAACUAUUUGUGGACUAUCACCACAUGAUCUCAUGCGAGCGUUGUAAAAUGACUUUUGAGGUUAUGAUUGACAUGCAAGCUGGUGAUUUAUCUAGAAACAUCUUCUCCAAAAGAAUGCAAACCGAGUGCUCUGGAAGUUUGCCUGAUGCACUAGGCUUGUAUAGAUCAGCUAUUGAAAAACUGGAACAGGCUUCUGUUAGGACUUAUAUUAACAUCUAUCAGAAGCCAGGAACUUAUAUAAUUGGAGAAGCCAGAAAUUCAGCUCAACAUCACACUAAAAUGUGCUCAACUAACAAGGGAGUAAAACUACCUGUUUGCAGUAUCUGCCUUUCACUGAGUAGACAUACAAAUGUUCCCAAUUCAGGACAAGGUAGAGAGGAAUCUGAUAAGCUAAGGCUUUUGGACAAUUCAGGGUUAAAAUCGCAUGCCAAAGAAGUCAAGAAAACUUCUAAAAAGUCAUUUAAAUCCUCAGAGAAGGAUCUCAGCCAUCAUACUAAACCAAGAAGAAACCGUUCUACUGCCCAAACUAUUAAUGUUGUGAAUACAUCUACCAAUUGCAAUGGGUCCGUUACUCUUGGGCUUAAACUAUCAAAAGGACACUACAAGAGUUCUGAAGCUGCUUGUGGAAGUGAAGAAUGUGGAUGCAACCAAAUAAAAUGUUGGAGGUGCCUCAUUCUCCAAGUAGUGGAAACUGGAUUCAUGCAGGAUAUUCUUUAUCUGAAGUGGGAAUCUUAUAGUCGGCAUCUCACAACAAUACUUCUCAUCAAGAUAGCAAAAUGUCUUGGUACUCACUCUGGAAAGCAUGAAAAUAAUGAAGUGCAUGAAGUCUUUGGUCGUUGCAUUUCUGUGAUGUUCAAUUGGAAAUCUCUUAGGUUCUAUGGAACAUCUGAUCCCAGCUUAAUUCACCUUCUUAUGGAUGAGACUUUCGGUGAUUUCUUUCGCAUGGAACGUGCAGCAGUGUUGUACAACAUGAGUUGGUUUUGUUUGAAGAAUUGUACAUCAGAGAAUCCCAGGACCAAUUGUUGCAGUUUCUCCAAGAUCCAGAUGACAACUAUAUGUACUUGGUUACUUAAUGCUUUCAUACUCUGCCGUGAAAAUCCCUUGCUUUUUCACAAGGUCUCUCGUCUGCUGUCUUUGAUGUUUCUAUUCUCCACAAUCGAUUGCUCUGUUUCAUUACCUGUGCAAACUGAAAAAUCUCUCUCUUUAAACCAUUGGGCUGCAUAUUUCCACCAAGCUUCAAUUGGUACAAAUGUGGACAGUCAAUAUUUCGACAGUCAGCCUCUCAAGGUGUUUUCUGAUGCUAAUAUGAUGGAUGAUACUGCAGAAUUAUCCAAAUUCCUCAGACUUUUUCCAGAAUGUCUUGAAGAUCUUGAAGAACAUGUAUGUGGUUUCUUCAAGAGCCUCCCUAAUAUUCCUAUAAUUUGUAUAAGCAUGCUUGGAGGAGAUUAUACUAACCUCAUUGGUGAAAUGCUACUUCUGCCUUCUUUUUUUCCUGCUUGGAUACUUGUAUCAAGACUAGUUGCUAACAAUCAACCUGUUGUUAUGUUACUGCCUGUGAAUCUCAUUGAAGAAGACCAACUUGAUGUUGGCAUUUCAUGCCAAAAAUUCAGUGGUGCUGAUAUAGAAUCUGCCAAACAAUGGAGUUGCCCAUGGGAUUACUCUGUUGUAGAUUGUGUAUUACCAUCUUUUAGAAAGCUUUUGGAAGAGAACUUUCUUUUUCUAUUUAAUUCAACCUUUUCACCAGCUGAUACACAAACAAAAUUUGCUACUUGGUGGUCUCAGAGAAUCAGACUUGACAACUGUUUAAACAAAUUGCUUAGAAACAUCGAAACAUCAUGGUUGGGACCCUGGGGUUGCUUGCUUCUGGGCGAGCAUUCAUCAAUUUUUUGGAAUAUUGACAGAAGGAUUAACAAAUUAAUCAAUGCUCUAAAAUCCCAUAGUAAACAUGGAAUAAAUUAUAGUUUGAUUAGCUCUAUCAUUGGUGGUUCAAAGUCAAUAAUUGAUGCAGAAUCAUGCAUCCAUCAGUUAUUAUUAUACAAUGGCUAUUUUGGCCGAGGUGCCUGCUGUGGUCAAGAGAGAUUUAGAGUAUUUCCUGCAGCUCCUAAGACAGAAACUGCAAUCAAUUUCAUUCAUGAUUUGGUUAGGGAAAUGGUUACUGAAUAUGAAGAACAUGUUGACAGAGAACCAGUGAUUCUAGUGCUGGAUUCUGAUGUUCAGAUGCUGCCAUGGGAGAACAUACCAAUUUUAAGGAGCCAGGAGGUUUAUCGCAUGCCAUCCAUUGGCAGUAUCUUUGCAACACUUGACAAAAGCUGUUCUCAUCACAAAAAGGAUGAGGCAUUUGGCACCAUCAUCCCUGCUGUCGACCCUGUUAAUGCUUACUAUUUGUUAAACCCAAGUGGAGAUCUAAAUGAUACACAAGUGGAAUUCGAGCAAUGGUUCAAAAGCCAAGAAUGGGAGGGUAAAGCUGGAGUAACUCCUACUGUUAAAGAACUGAGUUUCGCCUUGCAAAAUCGUGAUCUUUUCCUGUAUUUUGGUCAUGGAAGUGGAACACAAUAUAUGCCUGAAAAAGAAAUUCGGAAGUUAGACCAUUGUGCUGCCUCUGUUCUUAUGGGCUGCAGCAGUGGGGCACUCGUUCAUAAAGGGUGUUAUGCUCCGCAAGGUGCUCCCCUAUCCUACCUGUUAGGUGGUUCCCCAUGUGUCAUUGCAAACCUUUGGGAUGUAACGGAUAAAGAUAUUGACCGGUUUGGGAAGGCCUUGCUGAAUUCAUGGCUGCUCAAAGAUUCAGAACCUCUUGACAAUUGCACAAGGGAUGGCCAAUUAGUGAAAGGGUUGAGUUGCAUGAACAUAAACAAAGAGGUGACCACCACCUCUAUAAAGACUAGAAGGAAACAGGCCAAUGAAAAUUUGCAGAAUUUAUCAGCUAGUAAGCAAGGUUGCAGGAGGAACAGGAUAGUGUCCUUCAUGAGCCAAGCACGAGAGUCAUGCCGACUCCCGAUGCUAAUUGGAGCAGCUCCUGUUUGUUAUGGAGUACCCACAGUCAUUUGGAAGAAAUUGCAGCCAGAAAGUUAACUAACCAUCAUGAGGUAUGAUUUCAGCUGCAUGGAGUUCUUUCAUGAAUGCUCCCAAUUCUAAACAAGGGCUUAUUUCUCGAGUCACCUUGGUUUUGAUAGUUAGGCAGAUCCUAAAAUUUUUUAUGUACGCUUUGAAUUUUUCAAACGUCUGUUGUAUUUUUAUCACGGUUUACCGAGUUGUACAGAAUGUGCCGAUGCCUCUUCCCAUAAAUUUCAA
This is a messenger RNA of Zingiber officinale, 7193 nucleotides long. Its product is annotated as separase-like. The coding region runs from base 45 to 6974 and encodes 2309 amino acids. Gene Ontology annotation, molecular function: cysteine-type endopeptidase activity. The transcript is spliced from 28 exons. Gene Ontology annotation, cellular component: mitotic spindle; nucleus; centrosome. The record is from RefSeq and is a predicted model, not a curated record. Gene Ontology annotation, biological process: meiotic chromosome separation; proteolysis. NCBI's taxonomy places the organism in Eukaryota, Viridiplantae, Streptophyta, Magnoliopsida, Zingiberales, Zingiberaceae.